GAGAGCCGAGCAGGGCUGAACAAUAGAGACAGGCGGACGGGCGAGGAGCAGAGCCAGCUGCCGCUGCCGAGCAGGAGCGGGCGCCCAGGCAGCCCGGACCCCGGCGCGGGCCCGGCCCCGGCAGACAGCAGGCGGCCAGCGCCCCCGGGGAGGGGUCCCAUGGGGGAGCCGGCGGCCGGCGCCCCCAGCCCGCCGCGCGCCUCCGCUUGAGGGGGGCUCGGCGCUCCGUGCCCCAGCCCCGCCGCCCAGCCUCCAGCCCUCGGAGUCCGGGGUCCGCCGGGUCUGCGGCCGCCGCCGCCGCUGCGCCCCGCGCCCUCCGCCCACCCGGCUCCGGGCAGCCCUCGGCCCCAGACUCCGCCGGCGCCCGGCUGCUCGCGGACGCCCUCCCCCAGUCAUGAACCCCCCGGAGGGGGCGGCGGAGGAAGGAGGAGCAGCCGACUCGGACGUGGACGCCUUUUUCCGGACAGGUUCUUUUCGGAAUGAUGGUUUGAAAGCUUCUGAUGUCCUUCCCAUCCUAAAGGAAAAAGUGGCCUUCGUUUCCGGGGGCCGGGAUAAACGAGGCGGACCCAUCCUGACCUUCCCUGCCCGCAGCAAUCAUGACAGAAUAAGACAGGAAGACCUUCGGAAACUCGUGACCUAUUUGGCCAGCGUGCCAAGUGAGGACGUGUGCAAACGUGGCUUCACCGUCAUCAUCGACAUGCGGGGCUCUAAGUGGGACCUCAUCAAGCCCCUCCUCAAGACGUUGCAGGAAGCCUUUCCAGCCGAGAUCCAUGUGGCCCUCAUCAUUAAACCCGACAAUUUCUGGCAGAAACAGAAGACCAACUUUGGCAGCUCCAAAUUCAUCUUUGAGACAAGCAUGGUGUCCGUGGAGGGCCUCACGAAGCUGGUGGACCCCUCCCAGCUGACCGAGGAGUUCGAUGGCUCCCUGGACUACAACCACGAGGAGUGGAUCGAGCUGCGGCUGUCCCUGGAGGAGUUCUUCAACAGCGCCGUGCACCUGCUCUCGCGCCUGGAGGACCUGCAGGAGAUGCUGGCUCGGAAGGAGUUCCCCGUGGACGUGGAGGGCUCUCGGCGGCUCAUCGAUGAGCACACUCAGCUCAAGAAGAAGGUGCUGAAGGCCCCCGUGGAGGAGCUGGACCGGGAGGGGCAGCGGCUGCUGCAGUGCAUCCGCUGCAGCGACGGCUUCUCAGGGCGCAACUGCAUCCCCGGCAGCGCUGACUUCCAGAGCCUGGUGCCCAAGAUCACCAACCUCCUGGACAAGCUGCACUCGACCCGGCAGCACCUGCACCAGAUGUGGCAUGUACGCAAGCUCAAGCUGGACCAGUGCUUCCAGCUGAGGCUCUUCGAGCAGGAUGCAGAGAAGAUGUUCGACUGGAUAAGCCACAACAAGGAGUUAUUCCUCCAGAGCCAUACGGAGAUUGGAGUCAGCUACCAGCACGCUCUGGACCUCCAGACGCAGCACAAUCACUUCGCCAUGAACUCCAUGAAUGCCUAUGUCAACAUCAACCGCAUCAUGUCCGUGGCUUCCCGCCUCUCUGAGGCCGGUCAUUAUGCCUCGCAGCAAAUCAAGCAGAUUUCCACGCAGCUGGACCAGGAGUGGAAGAGCUUCGCGGCUGCCCUGGAUGAGCGCAGCACCAUCCUCGCCAUGUCCGCGGUAUUCCACCAGAAGGCCGAGCAGUUCUUGUCAGGAGUGGACGCCUGGUGCAAGAUGUGCAGUGAAGGUGGCCUGCCAUCCGAGAUGCAGGACCUGGAGCUGGCGAUUCACCACCACCAGUCUUUGUAUGAGCAGGUGACACAGGCCUACACAGAGGUCAGCCAGGAUGGCAAGGCCCUGCUGGAUGUGCUGCAGCGUCCCCUGAGCCCUGGGAACUCUGAGUCCCUCACGGCCACAGCGAACUACUCCAAGGCAGUGCACCAAGUGCUGGACGUGGUGCACGAGGUGCUGCACCACCAGCGGCGCCUCGAGAGCAUCUGGCAGCACCGCAAGGUGCGGCUGCACCAGCGGCUGCAGCUCUGUGUCUUCCAGCAGGACGUCCAGCAGGUGUUGGACUGGAUUGAAAACCAUGGUGAGGCCUUUCUCAGCAAACACACAGGGGUUGGGAAGUCUCUGCAUCGAGCCCGAGCCCUGCAGAAGCGGCAUGAUGACUUUGAAGAGGUGGCUCAGAAUACAUACACCAAUGCAGACAAGCUCCUAGAAGCGGCGGAACAGCUGGCACAGACUGGGGAAUGUGACCCCGAGGAGAUCUACAAAGCGGCGCGGCACCUGGAGGUGCGCAUACAGGACUUCGUGCGCAGGGUGGAACAGCGGAAGCUUCUGCUGGACAUGUCUGUCUCCUUCCACACACACACCAAAGAGUUGUGGACAUGGAUGGAAGACCUACAGAAGGAGAUGCUGGAGGAUGUCUGUGCAGACUCGGUGGAUGCGGUCCAGGAACUGAUCAAGCAGUUCCAGCAGCAGCAGACCGCUACUCUGGAUGCCACGCUCAACGUCAUCAAGGAAGGCGAAGACCUUAUCCAGCAGCUCAGGUCAGCGCCUCCCUCCCUGGGGGAGCCCAGCGAGGCCAGGGACUCCGCCGUGUCCAACAACAAGACCCCCCACAGCAGCUCCAUCAGCCACAUCGAGUCGGUCCUGCAGCAGCUGGACGACGCACAGGUGCAGAUGGAAGAGCUCUUCCAUGAGCGGAAGAUCAAGCUGGACAUCUUCCUGCAGCUGCGCAUCUUUGAGCAGUACACCAUCGAGGUGACAGCAGAGCUAGACGCCUGGAACGAGGACUUGCUCCGGCAGAUGAACGACUUCAACACGGAGGACCUGACACUGGCAGAGCAGCGGCUGCAGCGCCACACGGAGCGGAAGCUGGCCAUGAACAACAUGACCUUCGAGGUCAUCCAGCAGGGCCAGGAUCUGCACCAGUACAUCAUGGAGGUCCAGGCCUCAGGAAUUGAGUUAAUCUGUGAGAAAGACAUUGAUCUGGCAGCUCAGGUGCAAGAGCUACUGGAGUUCCUCCACGAGAAGCAGCAUGAGCUGGAGCUCAAUGCGGAGCAGACGCAUAAGCGGCUCGAGCAGUGCCUCCAACUGCGGCACCUCCAGGCUGAGGUCAAGCAGGUCCUGGGAUGGAUCCGCAAUGGGGAGUCGAUGCUGAACGCCAGCCUGGUCAACGCCAGCUCCUUGUCUGAAGCGGAGCAGCUGCAGCGGGAGCACGAGCAGUUCCAGCUGGCCAUCGAGUCCCUCUUUCAUGCCACUUCCUUGCAGAAGACGCACCAGAGUGCCCUGCAGGUGCAGCAGAAAGCUGAGGCGCUGCUGCAGGCCGGCCACUACGAUGCAGACGCCAUCCGGGAAUGUGCGGAGAAGGUGGCCCUCCACUGGCAGCAGCUCAUGCUGAAGAUGGAAGACCGGCUGAAACUGGUCAAUGCCUCUGUGGCCUUUUACAAAACCUCUGAGCAGGUCUGUAGUGUCCUGGAGAGCUUAGAGCAGGAAUACCGGAGAGAUGAGGACUGGUGUGGUGGACGAGAUAAACUGGGGCCAGCAGCAGAGAUCGACCACGUCAUUCCACUCAUCAGUAAACAUCUGGAACAAAAGGAGGCCUUUCUUAAGGCCUGCACCCUGGCACGGCGGAAUGCGGAGGUGUUUCUCAAGUACAUCCACAGGAACAACGUCAGCAUGCCCAGUGCCGCCAGCCACACUCGGGGACCCGAGCAGCAAGUGAAAGCCAUCCUGAGCGAGCUCCUGCAGAGGGAGAACCGCGUCCUGCACUUCUGGACCUUGAAGAAGCGGCGGUUAGACCAGUGCCAGCAAUACGUGGUGUUUGAGCGCAGUGCCAAGCAGGCGCUGGACUGGAUCCAAGAAACAGGUGAAUUUUACCUCUCAACGCAUACCUCCACUGGAGAGACCCCAGAGGAGACUCAGGAACUGCUGAAGGAAUAUGGGGAAUUCAGGGGGCCUGCCAAGCAAACGAAGGAGAAGGUGAAGCUUCUGAUCCAGCUGGCCGACAGCUUUGUGGAGAAGGGCCAUAUCCAUGCCACAGAGAUCAGGAAGUGGGUGACCACGGUGGACAAGCACUACAGAGACUUCUCCCUGCGGAUGGGAAAGUACCAGUACUCCCUGGAGAAAGCCUUGGGUGUCAACACAGAGGAUAACAAGGACCUGGAGCUGGACAUCAUCCCAGCGAGCCUUUCAGAUCGUGAGGUCAAGCUGCGGGAUGCCAACCACGAAGUCAAUGAAGAGAAGCGGAAGUCUGCCCGGAAGAAAGAAUUCAUCAUGGCCGAGCUGCUCCAGACAGAGAAGGCUUACGUAAGGGACUUACACGAGUGCUUAGAGACCUACCUGUGGGAAAUGACCAGUGGCGUGGAGGAGAUCCCCCCUGGGAUUCUGAAUAAAGAGCACAUCAUCUUUGGCAACAUCCAGGAGAUCUACGAUUUUCAUAACAACAUCUUCCUCAAAGAGCUGGAGAAGUACGAGCAGCUGCCUGAGGAUGUGGGACACUGCUUUGUUACCUGGGCAGACAAAUUUCAGAUGUAUGUCACCUACUGUAAAAACAAACCUGAUUCCAACCAGCUGAUCCUGGAGCAUGCAGGCACCUUCUUUGACGAGAUACAGCAGCGGCACGGUCUGGCCAACUCCAUCUCUUCCUACCUGAUCAAGCCCGUCCAGAGGAUCACCAAGUACCAACUGCUCCUGAAGGAACUUUUAACUUGCUGUGAAGAAGGGAAGGGGGAGCUCAAGGAUGGCCUGGAGGUGAUGCUCAGUGUCCCGAAGAAAGCCAAUGACGCCAUGCAUGUCAGCAUGCUGGAAGGGUUCGACGAGAACCUGGACGUGCAGGGGGAGCUGAUCCUCCAGGACGCCUUCCAAGUGUGGGACCCCAAGUCUCUGAUCCGGAAGGGGCGGGAGCGGCACUUGUUCCUCUUUGAGAUCUCCUUGGUUUUUAGCAAGGAGAUCAAAGACUCUUCAGGACACACGAAAUAUGUUUACAAGAACAAGCUACUGACCUCAGAGCUGGGUGUGACGGAGCACGUAGAGGGGGACCCCUGCAAAUUCGCCUUGUGGUCUGGGCGCACCCCGUCCUCCGACAAUAAAACCGUGCUGAAAGCCUCCAACAUAGAAACCAAGCAGGAGUGGAUCAAGAACAUACGGGAGGUGAUUCAAGAAAGGAUCAUUCACCUGAAAGGAGCUUUAAAGGAGCCCAUCCAGCUCCCCAAAACACCAGCCAAACUGAGGAACAAUAGUAAGAGGGAUGGCGUGGAGGAUGGUGACAGCCAGGGGGAUGGGAGCAGCCAGCCAGAUACCAUCUCCAUUGCCUCCAGGACCUCUCAGAACACAGUGGACAGUGACAAGCUCUCUGGCGGAUGUGAGCUGACCGUGGUCCUCCAGGACUUCAAUGCCGGCCACAGCAGCGAGCUGACCAUCCAGGUGGGGCAGACGGUGGAGCUGCUGGAGCGGCCGAGUGAGCGGCCGGGCUGGUGUCUGGUGCGCACCACGGAACGGAGCCCCCCGCAGGAGGGCCUGGUCCCCAGCAGCGCCCUGUGCAUCUCCCACUCCCGAAGCAGCGUGGAGAUGGACUGCUUCUUCCCCCUGGUGAAAGAUACAUACUCUCAUUCCUCAAGUGAGAACGGAGGCAAGUCCGAGUCAGUGGCCAACCUGCAGAGCCAGCCCUCCCUGAACUCCAUCCACAGCUCCCCCGGCCCCAAGCGCUCCACCAACACCCUUAAGAAGUGGCUGACCAGUCCGGUGCGCAGGCUCAACAGCGGGAAGGCAGACGGAAACAUCAAGAAGCAGAAGAAAGUGCGCGAUGGCCGCAAGAGCUUCGACCUGGGCUCUCCCAAGCCUGGGGAUGAGACGACGCCUCAGGGAGACAGUGCUGAUGAGAAGAGCAAGAAAGGUUGGGGUGAAGAUGAGCCAGAUGAAGAAUCCCACACCCCGCUCCCUCCGCCUAUGAAGAUCUUUGACAACGACCCUGCGCAGGAUGAGAUGUCCUCCUCUUUGCUAGCAGCCCGGCAGGCUUCCGCUGAAGUUCCUACUGCUGCAGACCUUGUCAGUGCAAUAGAACAGUUGGUCAAAAGCAAGCUGAGCCUAGAAGGAGGCUCAUACCGGGGAAGCUUGAAGGACCCAGCCGGCUGCCUGAAUGAGGGGAUGACCCCGCCCACACCUACGAGAAACCUGGAAGAAGAACAGAAAGCCAAGGCCCUGAGAGGCAGGAUGUUUGUCCUGAAUGAGCUGGUACAGACGGAGAAGGACUAUGUCAAGGACCUGGGGGUUGUGGUGGAGGGCUUCAUGAAGAGGAUAGAAGAAAAGGGUGUCCCUGAGGACAUGCGAGGGAAGGACAAAAUCGUGUUUGGAAACAUUCACCAGAUUUAUGAUUGGCAUAAGGAUUUUUUCCUGGCCGAACUGGAAAAAUGUAUCCAGGAGCAAGACAGAUUGGCCCAGCUCUUCAUUAAACACGAGCGGAAGCUGCACAUCUACGUGUGGUACUGCCAGAACAAGCCGCGCUCCGAGUACAUCGUGGCCGAGUACGACGCCUACUUCGAAGAGUUGAAACAGGAGAUAAAUCAAAGGCUGACGCUUAGUGACUUCCUUAUCAAGCCCAUUCAGAGAAUAACAAAAUAUCAGCUGCUUCUCAAGGACUUCCUGAGAUACAGCGAGAAGGCGGGUUUGGAGUGUUCAGAGAUCGAGAAAGCAGUGGAGUUAAUGUGCCUUGUUCCAAAGCGCUGCAAUGACAUGAUGAAUCUGGGACGCCUGCAGGGCUUUGAGGGCACACUGACCGCUCAGGGGAAGCUGCUGCAGCAGGACACGUUCUACGUGAUUGAGCUGGAUGCGGGCAUGCAGUCCCGGACCAAGGAGAGGCGUGUGUUCCUCUUUGAGCAAAUUGUCAUCUUCAGCGAACUGCUCAGGAAGGGCUCUGUCACCCCGGGCUACAUGUUCAAAAGGAGCAUCAAGAUGAAUCACUUGGUCCUGGAGGAGGACGUGGACCAUGACCCCUGCAAGUUUGCGCUCAUGAACAGGGAGACUUCGGAGAGGGUCAUUCUGCAAGCCGCCAAUGCUGACAUCCAGCAGGCCUGGGUGCAGGACAUCAGCCAAGUCUUAGAAACACAGCGAGACUUCUUAAAUGCACUGCAGUCGCCCAUUGAGUACCAGCGGAAGGAGAGGAGCUCAGCCGUGAUGAGGGCACCGCCUGCCAGGACUCCCCAGGCCAGCCCACGGCCCUACUCCUCCAUCCCUGUGGGCUCUGAGAAGCCCCCAAAGGGCUCCAGCUAUAACCCGCCUCUGCCACCCCUGAAGAUAUCUACCUCCAAUGGCAGUCCAGGGUUUGACUACCACCAGCCUGGAGACAAGUUUGAGGCCAGCAAGGGCGACCUGGGAGGCUGCAAUGGGACCUCGUCCAUGGCCGUGAUCAAAGAUUACUAUGCACUGAAGGAGAAUGAAAUCUGUGUGAGCCAAGGUGAGGUGGUCCAGGUCCUCGCCGUCAACCAGCAGAACAUGUGCCUGGUGUACCAGCCUGCCAGCGACCACUCGCCCGCAGCCGAGGGCUGGGUCCCGGGCAGCAUCCUGGCGCCCCUCACCAAAGCCACGGCGGCGGCAGAAAAUAGUGACGGGAGCAUCAAGAAGUCAUGUUCAUGGCAUACUCUACGCAUGAGAAAGCGGGCGGAAGUGGAGAACUCGGGUAAAAAUGAAGCCACAGGGCCUCGUAAACCCAAGGAUAUUCUGGGCCACAAAGUCUCUGUUAAAGAGACGAACAGCUCCGAGGAGUCAGAGUGUGACGAUCUUGACCCUAAUACUAGCAUGGAGAUCUUAAAUCCAAAUUUCAUCCAAGAAGUGGCCCCAGAAUUCCUUGUGCCCUUGGUGGAUGUGACCUGCUUGCUUGGGGACACAGUGACACUGCAGUGCAAGGUCUGCGGGCGGCCGAAGCCCACCAUCACCUGGAAGGGGCCAGACCAGAACAUCCUCGACACCGACAGCAGCUCAGCCACAUACAGCGUCUCCUCCUGUGAGUCCGGAGAAAUCACCCUGAAGAUCUGUAACCUGAUGCCUCAAGAUAGCGGGAUUUAUACGUGCAUAGCAGCCAAUGACCACGGCACCGCAUCCACGUCCGCCACGGUGAAGGUGCAAGGCGUUCCCGCGGCCCCCAACCGCCCCAUCGCCCAGGAGCGGAGCUGUACCUCGGUGAUCCUGCGCUGGCUGCCCCCGGCCAGCACCGGCAACUGCACCAUCUCCGGCUACACCGUGGAGUACAGAGAGGAAGGUUCCCAGGCCUGGCAGCAGUCGGUAGCGUCGACCUUGGACACUUACCUCGUCAUCGAAGACCUCAGCCCCGGGAGCCCUUAUCAGUUCAGAGUCAGUGCCAGCAACCCCUGGGGGAUCAGCCUUCCCAGCGAGCCCUCGGAGUUCGUGCGACUUCCAGAGUAUGAUGCUGCUGCUGAUGGUGCCACCAUUUCUUGGAAGGAAAAUUUUGAUUCAGCUUAUACUGAGCUGAAUGAAAUUGGCAGAGGCCGUUUCUCCAUAGUGAAGAAAUGCAUCCACAAAGCCACCCGCAAAGAUGUUGCUGUGAAAUUCGUCAGCAAAAAAAUGAAGAAGAAAGAGCAGGCUGCCCAUGAGGCCGCCCUCCUCCAGCACCUGCAGCACCCACAGUACAUCACUCUCCACGACACCUACGAGUCUCCCACGUCCUACAUCCUGAUUCUGGAACUGAUGGAUGAUGGCCGGCUCCUGGACUACCUUAUGAAUCAUGACGAGCUGAUGGAAGAAAAGGUGGCCUUCUACAUCCGAGACAUCAUGGAAGCGCUGCAGUACCUUCACAACUGCAGGGUGGCCCAUUUGGACAUCAAGCCUGAAAACCUGCUCAUUGACCUGCGGAUUCCAGUGCCUCGAGUGAAGCUCAUCGACUUGGAGGAUGCUGUCCAGAUCUCAGGUCACUUCCACAUCCACCAUCUGCUGGGCAACCCUGAGUUUGCUGCCCCAGAAGUGAUCCAAGGCAUCCCUGUGUCCCUGGGCACGGACAUCUGGAGCAUUGGGGUUCUGACGUACGUCAUGCUGAGUGGGGUCUCCCCCUUCCUGGAUGAGAGCAAAGAAGAGACGUGUAUCAAUGUGUGUCGGGUGGACUUCAGCUUCCCCCAUGAAUACUUCUGUGGCGUGAGCAAUGCCGCCAGAGAUUUCAUCAAUGUGAUCCUACAGGAAGACUUCCGGAGGCGGCCCACGGCAGCCACCUGCCUGCAGCAUCCGUGGCUGCAGCCCCACAAUGGCAGCUACUCCAAGGUCCCUCUGGACACCUCCCGCCUGGCGUGCUUCAUAGAACGCCGCAAGCAUCAGAACGAUGUGCGGCCCAUUCCCAAUGUCAAAAGCUACAUCAUCAACAGGGUAAACCAAGGGACGUAGCCGUGUCCCAGCCCUGGAGGUUUCACAUGGAAGUGCAGUGUGAACCAAAGCAAGACUGAACAUGCUGUAAAUAAUUCUGUUCAUUAUUUCACUCUGUGCAGUUCUCUGGAUUGAGAGAUGGUCCCUCUUCAACCUCAUCAGUGGUUAUUCAGGGUCUGAGCAGCAGAAAAAUCACCGUCCAUCAAGGGCUUUCCACAAGGCCAAUCAGAAGAGACGAAGGAGGAGAAAGUCACGGAGAGUAUUACAAAGAGGGGCAAGGAUAACAGGAAUACUAGCUGAUACAGAAUAUUAAGUGUGUGUUCCAAAGAGAGUGGGUACCUGGACAAAACGUCAGCUCACUGUAGUGAGUGUGAAAGGUUUCUCUGCCUUGGCUGAAAUUUUAAGCCAAAAGUUCUGUUUAACAGAGAUGUCAUGUAUGCCAACUAGUGUGAUUUAGAUUCCUUAGAUAUCGUUUCUUUAUAGGAACCAUCUACACAUACAGCGAACUGUGUCCCGUUCCGAAUUCAGAGUUUUAUAAUGUAGAGGUAUAUAUGAAAACAGCAUAAGUAACUCUGAGUGCUCCAGUUAGGACAGUGAUUUCUUUACCGAAGCAUUACAUUGUUUUGACUAAGCACAAUUAGAGGACGAGUUUUUUAGAGCAUUUUAUACAUCUUGUAUAGAAAUCUUUUACCAGAACCUGUGCAUGAAGAGAAAACAGCUACCCCUUUGCAAUCUGUGGGUGAGAAGGCCUUCCUCUCAGUCAUAGGCAUUUGACUCGCGUAGGUCCUGUAUAGGAAAUGCUACUCCCCAAUUCACUGGCAGCUCAGAGUUCAUCUGGCAGGAAAGCCUGCCGGAAAAUCAGUCCAUAUACAGUAAGAGCUGUAGGCUGCUUUUAUGUCUACACUUGGUUUGAAAUUGAUAGCAAAUAUAACAGGUUCAUACAAAAGGGCAAAUAGAAACCUUUCCUACAGUUUCUCUGAACUCUGUACCACCGCUUUCUGCUGACCUCUACAACUGUAGAAUGCAGUCCCCAGAAAGCUAGCCUACUUGAUUUCCUACCCCUUGUAGAAGCUAAGGGGUGCUCACCAAAAGGAGGCAGCCAUACAUAGGCCUUGGAAAGGCCUGGUCCCAAGUCCUUUUUGAAGCCAUGGAAUAAAACCCAAUACAUCAGCCUAAUAGAGCAUUGAGUUUUAACUGCAAUUGCAAUACCUACCACCACUCAGCCGCCAAUGUUUCCUGAGACUAAAAGGACUAAUUGCACUUUGAGGCUGAUGCUGCUUUCUGGUGUAUAGUCUCCGCAUCAGAUGACAAUUAACUGCCCUCUGUUCUGCUAGUGGAAAAACAAUUAAACCUGGGCAUUUCAUGUUUUGUUUUUUCUAUUUUUUGUUUCGGAAAACGUUUUUGUUUUUGUGUUUGUACAUGAUCCACUCUUUGUUUUCUGGAACAUGUUUUGAAACUGGUGGUUAUGCAAACAAUAUUUUAAAUAUUUAGGUCACAUAUUUGUCCAAAUCAGGUUUAAUGGCAUUGCUUCUGUCCUAGAGUAGGAUUGAGAACAUUGAAAUCAUGCAGCUCAGAAGUGCAAGCAGGGAGCUGAUGAAGGAUAGACAGAACUACAAACCUAUCUAAGUGAAAACAAAGGGUGGACAUAAGCCUGAACUUUAAUAUAUAAAAACACUGAUCUGCACAGUGGGAAGGUAGAAUUAAAAAUACUCAUCAUUCCCUUCCACUGAUUUCAAAGUCAACUUCCUCAUCUACCUUCCACUUCAUCCCAUCCAAGAUUAUAAAUUAAUAAAUGAGUAGAAAGUAUAAGCAAUAAGACUAGAUAGCACUUCGUAUUUUCAGGAUUAACCAAAUAUGUGGAAACCGACUCCGACUGUGUUCGUUUCCUAGUUUUUGAAUGGCCUGGGCCAUCAAGGGUCCCUUCCUCAGAGCGCUCCCUUGAUGAACCCUCCAUAGUCAUCACUUAAAAACGAAUGUAUAUACAAAUGCUAUGUGACAUGAUAUUUUAAAAUGUAAAACAAUUUACCGAAAACUCUUUUCGUAAACAUGUCUUUAUUGUGAGACAUAGCGUAAAAGAAGAAAGCCUGGUCCCUGCGCUCAUCAUGAGAUAGAGUGUGGGCGCUGGGGAUUCCAAAUAUCCAUAUAUAUGGCCUGGCAAGUUCUGUUCCGUCCACCACGGAUGGCGAUGAAAGAGCCCCUGCUGAGUCAUUCUUAGUGUUGAUGACAAAGCAGGAGACAAGCUGAGUUUCUGCUUAAGAAGGGCAGGGCCCAGGACAAUGGUGCACAGGCUGCACAGGAGAGCAUCAGUGGAAUCGUGCUGUGGGGAGGGCGGUUGACAGGAUGUUAGAGCCAAAGCUUUUGCAUCAGCUUUUACAGCGGGGUGGGGAGGAUUCAGACAUGAAAUUGCAUGGAAUUCCCCCUCCCCAAGGGCACUUGGGGAAGUGAGGAGACGGAAGGGAAAGGACACAGGCAUGAAAAGUAGUAUGACUGUGUUAACUGGAGCCAAAGUACAAUCAUUAGAGUAGAAUAAGUUUAAUAGAGGCCCCAAGAGGAAGAGGGUAUCGUUUAUCUAGUUUGGCAACUGAAGGAAACUCACAGGGACGCCCCCUGUCUGCAAAGUUUCUGGUUCCUCUCAAUUGUGAUGAGGUCUCGAUCCUGGUUCAAGAAUUCUCCAUAGCGAGUUGGAAGUAACACGGGAGUCCCAGAACAGGACUGGGAAAUGGACUUUAGGUGAGAGAUGAGGGGCCAGGGAUCACUUCCUUGUACCUGUUUUGGGAGAUAUAUUUAGUCCUUAGAAUAACAGAAAAGUGGAAAGGAGAGAAAAUAGUCCAUUUCUCUAAUUAGUCCACUUCGCUAAAACAGUGAUCCUUGAACUAAAAACUUAAUGAGGAAUUAGUAAAAGUGAACUUCUAGUUGAACUGGGAAAAAAUAUAAAUGUUGGUUAAAGUCACAGGCUUCUUGCUUGGCUUAUAUUCAUUGCAUAGGGUUUGGGGUUUUUUGUUUGUUUUGUUUUGUAAAGGUGGGAUGGAGAAAAAAGGGAAAGAUCAGGGACAACUCAUAAUAAUUUUUAAAAGGCAUAAUGAUUUAGUGCAUCUUUUACAAUUGUUUCAAAUUAAAUAGAUUUAUAUCCACUUACAGCUGAAUGUGGGAACAUUUUUUAAAAAAAAUUGUGGUGUUGGCAGUGUCCUUCAGGUCUCUCACAGCCAUAUCACUCUUGGGGGAGAGGAGGAGGGGAAAAGCUGGCUUCACUGCUUUGUGACUCACAAAGCCUUUAUAAUGGUAGUGCCUUUCAGAGGGGAGGAUGGGAGAUAAAGAAGUUCAUUGUAUUUAGAGUGACUGAUAUUGCAGCAUUUUUCUUCACUUUAUAAUAUCUUUUAAAUGAAAACAUCUGAAUAUAGGGUGAGCCUAGGAAUUCUUGAGUUACAACCUCAGCUAUUCCUGAUUCAUCCUUUCUUACAGAAAGUCUUUGUUUUUAUUUGGCCCAAAUGUCCCCACCGUUAGAAAGUUAGGGGGAAAGAGGGUAGAUGUUAAUUUCAUAGGAAUGUUGGAAGAAUACCUUAGUUGGGAUGUCUAGAAAAUACCUUUUUUUUUUUUUAAAGUGCUACACACUGCCAGUGCUAAGAAUUUUAUUGAUAGGAACUUUGAACAUUCCAAUUUUUCAAUAUUCAUGUCUUUAGAUACCUUUUGCAAACUCAUGAGGUUAAAUUCCAUCAAGUGAUUUUAACUGGAAGUACUAAGUGCUCUUUAUCUAUGUUAUUUGGUCUUGGCCUGUAAUUUUGAUCAUUUAAAAGCUUGUCUACAGAAAAAGGUUAGGAAGAACUGGUUGAAGUUUCAUGUCAAUAAGCCGUCUUCUUCAGUAUUUCUUAUGGCAGACACACGAGUAAGAUGCCCUCCAAAGCAACCGCUACUCUCUCCUCUCAGAGAGCUUUGCACUCUGGGAAAAUUGUCAGAGAAGACCCAGACAGCCACUUUCCUCACUGGGAGGGCAGAAAUGAGAAGAAAAUAUUGUCUGAUUUUACACCUCACUCUUCAGAGUCUCACUGUCAUCUGCUACAGAAGCAAGUUAAAUGUGCAGGUGUAGAAAUGAAUAGAACUGUUGGUUCGGGGAAGGAAAAUCUUGAAUCUUUCUUUCUUUUUUUUUUAAAAAAAGAUAAUUAGUUUUUCUCAGGAGUAUGUUUGCUUUCUCAUAGCCUUUGUGAUUUGGUGCCCGUGAGUUAGUCAUCACUUCUUUUCUCAUGUGAAAGAGCAUGGAAAUUUACAUCUGUGAGAAUAUGUCCCCAUUAGAGAAUUAGGAAGCAAAUAUAUUAUAAACCAGAUGGAGGUUAUUUCUGUGAAUUAGCUAAAACUCUGUCCCAUGAAGUUGAUAGAGGAGGGAAUAUUUCACACAUAAGGGUCUCUGCAGCGGGGCAAAUGUGCAAAUACCAUCCCUUGCUCAGUUUGGGGGAAUGUUGACCUAUUUCUUUCUCUCCCAUGUAGCAUCUCCGUGGAGUCCAGGCUAGGCAAACACAGUAUGUGAGCUUUCAGUGGCUUCAUUGUAUUAUGGUUUUUCUUAACUAUUUAAAAUCUCGGGAUCACAUACUCCACUAAGGGAAGCUCCUAUGUUCGUAUUCAUUUUAUAAACACUCUAAGGCUCUGGUUGUUUCAUUAACUCUAGAGGAUUAAAAGGCACUGCAUUUUGUUCACAGACGACACAUUAGAAAAUAUUCAUGUGAGAACCCUAUACAGAAAUAGAACACAGAGGUAUCAUAGGCCGUAUUUUCUUCAUCACUUUUUAAAAAAUAUAUUUUUAUUGAUUUCAGAGAGGAAGGGAGAGGGAGAGAGAUGGAAACAUCAAUGAUGAGAAAGA
Molecule: messenger RNA, 14186 nt
Organism: Myotis myotis
Lineage: Eukaryota; Metazoa; Chordata; Mammalia; Chiroptera; Vespertilionidae
Gene: KALRN
Product: kalirin RhoGEF kinase
Exons: 60
Coding region: 395-9361 (2988 amino acids)
Biological process (GO): protein phosphorylation; axon guidance; intracellular signal transduction
Cellular component (GO): cytoplasm; postsynaptic density
Molecular function (GO): protein kinase activity; protein binding; guanyl-nucleotide exchange factor activity
Source: RefSeq, a predicted model, not a curated record